Molecule: messenger RNA, 7649 nt
Organism: Mobula hypostoma (lesser devil ray)
Lineage: Eukaryota; Metazoa; Chordata; Chondrichthyes; Myliobatiformes; Myliobatidae
Gene: cdc42ep4b
Product: CDC42 effector protein (Rho GTPase binding) 4b
Exons: 2
Coding region: 570-1574 (334 amino acids)
Biological process (GO): positive regulation of pseudopodium assembly; regulation of cell shape; positive regulation of actin filament polymerization
Cellular component (GO): membrane; cytoplasm
Molecular function (GO): small GTPase binding
Source: RefSeq, a predicted model, not a curated record
UUGACUGGAUUUGGAAUUUAAAUUUGUUAUACUUUAAAUUUGAUCGUCUUUGGAAACUUCGGAUUUUCGUGCAAUAGUAACUUAUGAGUUUAGUCCGAGGACUGUGCACUCCGCAUGAUGUCACGGCUCAUGCUUGGUUAAGGCGUGUGCUGGGCGAUUACUGGGCAAUUCGGUAGUUUGUCGCCCCUGUCUGGAUAUUGAGGCGAGCUUGGAGCCUAUUCUCCGCAGUGCUCAGCUUUAUUUUAUUCCUUAGUUUUUCCCCAGUAUGUGUUUUUUUUGUGUCAGCCUACCAUGACCUGCCCCCACCAUCCUUGCAGGUGCAUUAAUUUGGAACAGUGAAGUAAGGAUUGCCGAAGAAAUGGCUGCAACAGAUAAUAUGCUUCAUGAACUGUAAUUUUGCUACAGAAAUUUUAACUUUGUGUUUCAACAUUGCCUUGCGCUCCAAGUGUGGAUUCUGGCUGUAUGAAGAAUUAAUUUCUCUUUUAUGGCAGACAGUUGAAGACAAUAUUAUUUUGUUCAUCUAGAGGAAAUUUCAGUAUACUUGUGUUAUCAUCACCUACAUUUGGAAAAUGCCAAUCUUGAAACAGUUAGUGGCCAGCUCCAGCCAGUCUAAACGUCGCUCCCGCGUGGACUUGACUGCAGAUAUGAUCAGUGCACCUCUUGGUGAUUUCCGCCACACAAUGCAUGUGGGUCGUGGAGGUGAUGUCUUUGGAGACACAUCGUUCCUUUCUAGCAAGGUUGGAGCAACAGCUGCUGCUCCUGCUGAAGCAACCCCUAAACCAGGUUUGCUCUCUCGGAAAUUCAGAAGCAGCAGUAAGCGGUCUCAGUCUGUAACACGCGUUGACAAGCAGGAUAUACUGACACAAAGUGAUUCUGCUUUUUUUGUGAAAAAUGCAGUAUCCCUUCCUCAGCUAAAUGAUAAGAUUGUGGAGCCUACUAAUCAAUUGGCAAAGAGCCUUUCGUCAAGCCCCCUGAAAAAGCUUACAAAUGAAGACACUGAAAAUAAACCUGUUAAUGGAGCUGCUGGUGGAGUUGACAGUAAAUCUAUGGAAUAUCAAGAUGAGAGAGAUUUUGGAGAUAUCUCAGACCUUCCCACAUCUCUGUCCAGUGGUGGGUUUCCACUGACACAUGCUGAGUCCAUCAUGUCCUUCCAUGUCGAUCUUGGUCCUUCAAUGCUUGGUGACAUUUUAAGUGUUAUGGAAAAAGAUACCUGGGAAAAUAAUACUGAUCUUGGUUUGGGAGAAGCCAAGGAAGGUGACUAUUCAAAUUUCAAGAAGAUGACUACAGGAAAGUUUGUGGAGGAUUCCUCAAAAUCAGCAACUAGUUUGCCAAGUACUGUUAAAGGUGUUGCAUAUAGCCCAGGUUCUGGUAGUUGCUUAUCACAAGGUAGUGGCUCUGUGUCAAGUUUGGCAUCUGGGACAACAGAAGAGAUGCAGUCAGUUUAUGAAGGAGUUAGUCAUGGAAAUACAGAUAGCGUGAAAAAUACUGGUGAAUCCACAGAUGCCUUCAAAGAGGAAGAAAAUGAAGGUGAGGAAUUUACCUUCAUGGACGAAGAGGAUGAAAUCCGUGUAUAAAAAUUGGCCUUCAAUAUAAUUAUUGACUUUAAAGAGCAAGAUGAAAUUUACCUGACCUAGCAUUUGCUGAGUUAAUGAAGCAUGGCAGGAUUGCACUAGACUUUUACACCACAGACUCAAAAUUCUUUCUGUAAUAAAAGCUGUAACCAAAACUCUCCAGUCCACAUAAACUAGCAGUAUGUGCAGGUACUCUUCAUGACUUUGCUUGUUUUGGUUGAGCAGAAUAAAUUACAUAAAAUGCACAUCCCAAGUAGUGCAAGUAAUUUUUGUGGUACCAUUUGUAGAUAGUGCAUACCAUUGUUGAUCUUGCAUUGUUGACUGUAAAUAUUGUGAUCAAAAAUGAUAUGCCCCAAAAGAUGUGGUUUAUCUACCUUUUCUGUAGUGUGCCUUUAGAAAUUUUGCUUUAGGGUGCUCCCAAGCUUUCAGUUGCUUCUUUCUUUCUGCCUCCCUGUUGUUCAUUUGGUAAUUUUAGGGUAGAUCUUUAUAUAUGCAUAUAAUGUCCUGUGUAGGGGUAGAUACACAUCGCCAACAUGUUGGAUGCCAGAUUUUACAAAUUUUAAGAUAGUGCAAUUAAUUUUUUUCAACAGGUGUUUGAUUUAAAUCUGUCUUGAAACCUGCCAUCCAGAAGCAUGAUGGCUUGUGACUAUUUUUGCCAAGUUAAAUGAAAGUGGGUCAAUUUUACCAUUAAAGGAAAUUAACUUUUAAAAAAAAAUUCCAAUAUAGUAUCUUGUGAAGUGUUUCAGUAUUAAGCAUUCUUAUAGAUCCAGCAUCCAUUCCAUAAAUGAGUAUAUUUCCUGGCACUUGAUUAACUGUGAAACAUUUAUGAUGUUGCAUAAAUGUAAAUUUGUUUAAUCGUUAAUAAUGAGAAGUUCAUUUUGAAACACUUAACAUCUUUUUAAGACUAAUAGUUUCCUGUCAAUUGUUUCAUGCCCAACUCAUCAUUUUUUUUGCAUUUAUGUCCAAGCAUCACUUUUCACCAAGUAGUUCUUAAAGCUACAUUUUGCACAUUCCAUUGAGAUUUGGGAAUUUUGCAUCAACAUAGCACUAUACCAGUUUAUGGAAUUAAGUGGAAGGGAUUUUUCAAAUCUUCCUUUUGCUUAGGAUAUAUGUUUGGCUAAAGAUUUAAUUUAUUUUUCAAGAUGUUUGACAUUUAGGACUUUGGGGUGUUUUAACAGCUUGCUUUACUAUAGUUCAAACAAAAUAAUUGAGAUGAAAGGUAACAUAUACUUGUGUGCAUAGAAUAAAUCAAUUGUGGGCAAACUUCAAGAUGUGUAUCUAAAUUAUGCCUCUGCAUUCUUGAAGCAUUUUGAUGAAUUUGCAAGUAGAAACUCUAGUGUUUUGUAGGUACAAUUUUAGCAUUAAUGUAUAAAUACUCUCAUUUAAAUGGCAAAUCUGGAACUUAUAAAAUAUUAUUGCAGGCAUUAUACUGAAUUUACAUGUCUAUCUUGAAACAAGUUUUCAAUGCAAGAUAACCUAGCAAUGAAAAUGUGGAUAUUUUAGUUUCCACCACCUGGUGCGUUUGUAGUCAAAGGAUUGUAAUGAGAGCAAAUUAUUUCUACAGAAAAACACUAACCACUACUUUAUCACUAAUUUCAAUAGAUCAUAUUAGUUUUAUUUGCACUUUUAUAACAUUGGGGUUAAAUAAUAACCCAUUCAGGAGUGGUAGCAUUUGAAAAUUUGAAAACAUCACUACCUGUCCUCGUUCCACCACAUCCCAGUUGUUUAAUUAUGAAGUGGAACAAAACAUAAGCAAUGCUUCCAUCAGAAAAAUGGAUAUUUCUUCUUAAUAUAUACAAAUCGGGCUCCGGCGGUACUUUCUGAGCUGCCUGAAGCUUGGUGUUGCGCGAAGCUGCUCAAGUGGACUGCUGGGAGAAGAUCCAAAAUUGCUUUUGGUACAUUGUAUUAACAUGUGGUGUUUGGGUUGGAGGGAAGCGUGCAGGGUGACACAAAUAUCUGAUCCUUUUGUAAUCUUUGCACUCAGUCAUGCGUAUCUCUUCUGAAGGAGCCCUUUUGAUGUGGUUUGGGCUGAUUUCUGGUGACUGAGGGCAAACAUCCCUUUUGCAAUAUUUUAAGUCCCAUCUGCAAUGCAACUUUGUCAUACAGUUAAUUACCAAGCAUAGUGAAAUAUUGCAGUGAUAUUUAUUAUUUUGGCAUUGCUUUGAGUUCACAUGGUUUUUCUUGUUAUUUGAAUUGAGAUGGAGAACUAAACCCAUUCAUCUAUAAAUAACACUAGUAUUUGUCAUUAUCUAAACUUCCUUUGCACUACAAUAAUGUUUGCCUUACUUUAGUGUAAUGGAAUCCUAAUACUUGUUAAUUUGAUUUUAAAUCGACCUGCAUCUGAAAAAGCUCUCCAAUGAAACAUUACAUGUCAUGCUACACAAUUUGAGUUACCCAAAGGCAGCAGUCUGAAGAGUGCCUUGUGCAUUUUUUCCAACUGCUUUCAUUAUAACACAGUUAAAUGCAAUCCUGGUUGAGGAUAGGUUCUUCUCAUUAAAUGGCCAGAUAUGGUGGCACACAACAUGCUGCUUUAUCUUUUUUAUUGAAUAUUUAUACCAUUUUAUACGGUGUGUAAAGGCCUCAAUGUUGGAAUGUAAAUGAAGCAGGUCACUAGAAAGCUGUGCAGCAGCAUGGUUACUUUAAUGUUUGUAAGCAAGUGUGUUUGUUAGUCACUGACCUGCUUUUGAGUGGUACAAUGUAAAAUUUUGAUCAACACAUUGUUUUGUUCAGUACACAUGUUAGACAAUGCUCAGAUUCAAGCUGGCAGCUGUGCUAACAGCUGGAGAGUUGCAUUAACUGCAUGCUUAAUAGGAAAUGUGAAGGUCAACAGUUCCUUCUUUUAGGCAACUCCCAAAUAUUGACACUAAUUUGUUUCUUCACAAGAGCUGAGAUCAGAUUAUUUGAUGCAGUGCUAAUUGUAUACUUUGUGUAAUUUAGCCUCUAUUCUGAAUGCAUUUCAUUGUGUUUUAGAAAGUUCUAUGCGUAAAUUGCAGAUUUCUGUUCUACGAUCCCAGCUGCAGAACAUAAAACUAUUUUCUUUUUUAAAGUUCUUCCAGCUACAAAUGUGAUUGUACAAUAUAGUGAUUUGUUGUGGAGAAAGAAAAUGUGACCAGAGGAUCCCAGCAAAAAGGUUGUAAUGGUGUUCUUGUGUGUUUUUGUUCGCUGGUUUGUCUGAUUUUUUAAAUUUCAUUUUUUGUACAUCUUGUGCAAAUGCUGGUGAUCUGAAAUGUACUCAGCAAGUAGGUAUCUGUGAUUUUUGAUGUUUUGAAUAUGUACUGUUCAGAGCAUAUUAAUGCAUGGAUAAUGGACUGUGUUCUUGUACUCUAGAUAUGCAGGCUGACCUCCCAGGUACAGUUGCUGAUGAUGCAGAAAAACAGAGGGGUUGAAUAGAGGUGACAUUGUUAGAAUAUUUUUACUGUCAAUAACUUGAUUUGGGAAAAUUGAAGAAAAGCAAAUAUUCAGAAAAGACAAUAGUUUUUGCAUUGGUAUCAAAUGAGGCCUAGAAUGUAAUGCACAAAUGAUUCGAAAUAUACCACUAAAGUGAUUUUGUAAAAAUAAAAUUGCACAUGACCUAUUUUGCUAGUAGUAUUUUAAUCCAAUUGUGUGCCAAAUAUUUAAAGGAAUCUUAUUGCUAAACAAAACUACAGUUAUGAAGUGCUGUCUUCUAUAUGCUGUCAAUCAUACUUAAAUACAGAGGUAUUACAUAGUGUCUACGUUGACUGCUCACUGUGUAUGAUUUUCUAUGUAAAAAUGAAUGUAAAUAAACUGACAUCUUAUUUUAAAGGUUUUAUUUUUGAAAUGCGUUGGUUUAGAACUCAAGUAAUACUAUCACUGACUUCACAAAACAACCUGAUAUUUUCACAUAUUAUCACAUCAUUGUAACAGUAUUCAAUAAUUUGAUUCAUCUGAUUUUUUUUAGUUAAUAAACUGCCAGCAAAUUGGUUUCUUUACCUUGUCUAUUGUGAAUUGUUUUACUCUUCAUCAGUGAAUUUCAGUUAGUUACCUAUUACUGAUAAAAGUCAUGUCGUUAGGGAUGGAGAAAAAAAAAUCACAAAACAUCCAUCAUUUGAGCAGGAUAAGUUUGGCCAAUGUUCAGAAAUUCACUUUCCAGCAAGGUCAUCUGCUGAAAUUGAACUCGAAAUUUCUAGUUGUCAUGGUUUUAAAUUCUUUUGGACGUGAUCCAAAUUUUGAAACCAUAGGCAAUGAGGAAGCCAGAGGAUCCAUUUUCAUAGUACUGUAUUCUCAUCUCAAGUCCAACUUCAUGACUGAGCUCAUGCUGUGGGGUUGGAGAUUGUGCACAGUUGGGUUGAAGUUCAUGCACUGUGGAGAUGUAGUACAUGUAAACUGAAACCCUGGCUGUUUUCUAAUCAAAUUUACAAGCCCUAAAAAAUAGUAGGAGAACUCAUUUUGUGGGAUUAUAAAUAGAGGAGAGAGCAGUUAUGCUGGCAUUUAUGUAUUUUGGAUUGAGAGGUGGAGAUACAUGCCAAUCAUUAGUUUCUCCUGAUGCCAAUCCCUAUAUGCAUUAGGAUUUUGUGAAACUUAAUCGCCUAACAUUUAUGCCUAGACUGUAUGAGCCAAUGAUCUAAUCAAUUGCACCCUUGUGGAGAAAAUAUUCUGAUGAAUCUGAGUGAGGCCCUGGAAGACAAGGUGUUUCUGGCACAAUUUCAGCAGAGUGGUGGAAUAGUCUGGUAUUUCCUAAGGAGAAUAUUUAUUGCUCUUGAACUACAGCAGACUGAGGUAGAAGAGAGCUAAUGUUUUAACAUCUAAUUCGUAUGUUACAGCUGAUUUGAACUGUACUUUCAAAUCUGGGCAACUGCUGUUGCUAGCAACUUGGAUUUUUGCUUGUAGAUGUGUCAGUACAUCUCACCAAGUAUGUCAUGACCUGCAGCAAUGUGUGAAAGGGGAGAUUAUUAGUUGAUGAUCUCCACCCUGUAGGUGUGAUACGAGAAAUUACCAUAUCUACACAAGAACCCAGUAUCUCAAUUGUUGGUUGGCUGCUCCUUGUCAUUAUUUCAUCUACUUAGCACAUUCACUAGUAUUCUCUUGUAAAAUGAUAAACUUGAUUAUUCCUAUUAACUCUUAUAGUCCCUGCAGUUACUUAUGUCUGUCACUAUUUUGUUUAAUUUAAAUAUUUUACCCACCUGCCAUAUUAACUGUCUAUUUUCCAAAAAAAAUGGGUCCAGUUUACUCGUAUUAAAAUUAAAACAAACCAUUCCUAAACCUUGCUCUCAUUAGCCAUGAAAUGUAUGGUGCCACCAGGAAUAUUGGCUCGGUGAACUACAGGACAUGCAGGUGUAUGCGCUGCCAGAUGAGCUGAUUGCUAACAUCGUUCAGAGUUUGCCAGUGAUAGCAAAUGGCAGAGGACAAUGUGUUGUAGCAGGGCUAUGCAAUACGCAAAUGGCAGAAUUUUCUUUUGAAAAUCCAGUUCGGGUAUUGAAAUCUCUUAAGGUAGAGAAUUCUUGAUUUGGUUUACUGAGUGUUUCUGGCAUUUUAAGUUUUAUGUAUCAAAAGGGAUAUAAGAGUCAAUAUUUAAGAACAUUGUAACUAAUGUCGGGGGAAUUUUGCAAAAGGGUGGAAACUAGGGGUGUCCGGGGAUUGUUUAAUGUUUUUCUAAAUUUGCUUGGACUAACUUUAUCAUGUAUGUAAAUUUCUCUUAUUAAACUUGAAUUUGGUCUCUGCUGUUUAAUACUUUCUUGAAUCUUUUAACUUGUCUUUGAUAAAAGCUAUUUCUAACCUUAAUAUUGAUACACAUUUUUGUGAAAUGUGAAUGGUGGUUCCUCCCUGACAAGUUUUGUAUUUAACACUUUGCCAAUUACAUUAUUGAAAACAAACCCUUCUGAUCAUAUACUUUUUAACUUUCAUACAGCAGACUCAAUGUUAAAAUGACUUUUAUUUUGAUCUAGCUCCCACCUUUACAUUAACAGUUUUCAGUCCAAGGGCAAGUCCUCAUGCUCAAAAUUUAUGCUUCUGUAAUUGCUAAUAAGAAAAAUUGAUAAUUUAAAAUGCUGUUGCAUGCAGGACCAAGCUAUGCUGAAGCAGGUUGCCAUUUGCCUAAACACUGACAAGGCUCCAGCUUGA